AAGACAGUGAAGGUGGCGGGUCAUCAAGGAAGGAGUUGUAUUACAAGCUGGCUAGAAUGUACAAUACAUUACAACUGUGGGUAGAGGAACCGUUACUACAUGAUGGAUCCCUGUAUCUACCUUCAUUACCACCACAAUACCAGGCUGACAAACUUCUAGCCAUCUUCCAAAACCAUACAACACCUUGGAUGGAUUUUAUAGAUCUACCAGAAAUAAGAAGCAGUCUGAAAUCUCAGACAGCAGACUGGCUACAAAACAGCUCACAAGUACAGAACCCAAAGUCAAAGGAACCUAAAGAAACCAAAAUGAAGACAUCAGCAAAAGACAGAAUUUUAUCACGGUUAUCAAGAUGUGAUAAUCCCCUCCCACCACCUCCUCUACAUGUUGUUAAAGCCCCAGUACCAGAGAUAAGCCCAUUGAUUAUGGAGAACAAAGCAGCCAUUUUACAUCUGCUAGAAUCAGAUUUAAAUCUGCUCAAGGAAUAUGCUGGGAAAUUUUGUAUGAGGUUACAACACCACAAGUCACUAGAUGAUGCCUACAUUGACUAUGUUCCUAAACUCUACAAAAAUGUCAGACAAUCGGUGACCAUAGCCUUGAAGUGUACCAGUUUGAUUAAUCCACUUCAUAAAUGUUCAAAACCUGGUGCUGUAACUGUAUGGGUUGAAGAGAAAUGGAAUGACCCAAUACAGCAAAGACAAGCUGAUGAGAAUAGGGCGGAUUAUAAACAAGUGAUGAUUGAGUGUAAACUCCCACCUGUACAGAACACAGUCAUCUGUGCUGUACAUACAGAAAAUGCCAUCACUAUGUUGGUGAAGAUGUAUCGCAGUAGUACAGAUACUAAGAGAAGUCAGACAUUAAACAGUAUAGCUUGUAGUCUAUUUCUUCAUCUGAGUGAUAUUAUAACACCAAGUCUGCUCAAAUAUCCUCCAACAAAACAAUUCUUCACCUCAUGUAUAGACAUCCUAGGACAGGAGUUUAUUCAGAGUGAUCCGCAUCAAACAGAAGCUGUAUUACAGAUGGCGCUUGAUAGAUCUGUGUUAGGUGGAAUGCUUGCACCUCAUUUUAAACCAAACUUGAACCCGGCUCUGUUUGUGAAAAUGUAUGGCAAGCUAGUAGGGUGUUUACCAAAAGAUAGCCAGGAGAAGAGAGCAAUGAAGAGAGUUGGAGAACAAGAUUCUAAUGUUGAUCUGGCAACUUUAUCAAUGCUGUUGUCUAAGUUUGAGUUAAGGAAGUGGCUAGAGGAGUAUAAUCCAAGUAAACAAGAGGUGAAGAAACUGGUAGAAUAUCUGAGUCAGGCAUUUAUAAAAUGUGGAACCAUUCCAAAAGAUGGAUAUGCGAUGGCAUUUAAGAUAUAUCAGAGUCAUGAGAAAAUAUUGUUGAAACACAAGUUUCCUCUCUAUCUUCAUGAAGUUCUAGCUGCUCUUCUCCAAGGUUCAUCAAUGCAACGUGUCUGUGUUGAUUGCUGGAAAGUUCUCUAUAACAAUUGUUUCCGUGACAACCAAAAUAUACAAGUUGAAGGUCAGACAGUGCAAGCUCUAUCUACAGACUUGUCAAUAGAAGAGAUAAGAAAUAUAUUAGGAUGGCUAGGUCAUGAGUUUACACAGAUCAGGUUGAAUCAGAAAGAGGUUACAUCAUUUGGGUUAUAUCCUAAAUGGAAACAGUAUGUACCAUACCUGGCUGCAUUGAUCAGAGAUCUCUCAAAAUGUCUUGUUGACAAAAUGCUUCCAAACCUAGCAGAUUCUCCAACAAAUGAAGGUAUUGAGGUGAUUUGGGGAUGUAUACAGGAAAGUUUUGCACCAUGGAUACAGACUGUGAUCUCUAGUAAGGUUGUUAGUCAACCAUGGAUCGCUGCAGACAGGGAAUCAGCCUCUCACAUGGUCAAAGCUUUAGUGGAUGUUGUUAAAUAUGCUCACUAUAAAACAGAAGAUAUUCGGGGUAGAUUUUACAGUGACUUCCUGUCGUUAUUGUGGCUACAUUUUGCCAGUGUCUUGUGUAAAGAUGAUGUUACAGCAGAUAUUGUGUCUGUGUUCAACAUGGAGUUUGUCAAGUUACCAUGGAAACAGUUACUACCUAACAUAUAUGUUAUGGAAACCAUGGCUGCAUUAAAAGAGAAAGGAUGUAGUCUUGGAUUUAACCUGGUAGCAGACAUUGUUUCUAUGAUAAACUGGUCACAAGUAUCUGAGUGGUAUGAGUCUUACUUUGAUCACAAUCAUCAGGUCCGAUACGAGGGUUGUCUGUUUAUACUGCUUAUACAGGCUUUCUCUGAGAACAAGCACGUUGAGAAUCCGGACAUUCAGCAGUUGUUACUACAGGCCCAGUCUUUUAAAUGGAAACAUUUAUCAGCAGACGACUAUAAGAAUGCUGGUUCCUGGUUCCUGCAGUCAUGUGACCCAAAAUGUCUGCUGCAUGGUAGAACUGCUCCUGAAGCUUUAGGCUUGAGAUUAUUGGAGUCAGCAUCAGGUUUUACAACAGAAAUAUCUAUGAUGUUGACAGAGGCUUGGAGAAUCAGACGUCAGACCUACCUCCACUGUGUCUCCUCUCUUAUAUGUCAAUGUACAUAUCUCACAGACUGGGAUACAACCCAACUCUCUACUUUCAUCAUAAAUCUGCUCACCGAGACAGAGACAGUCGAGUCUGCUGUACCAGACACUCACUCUAGAAGAGAAGAGAGUACAGAUAUGAUGAAGGAAGUUCUCAGUCUUCUCAACAACAGUAAUCCAGAACACCAGGGAUCAGAGAUUAUCCUGACAACAAUCAUACAGUGGUUACAGGAGUCUCCAAAAACUAUCCUACUGUCUCCAUGUAUACAUGCUGCCUCUAGAAACCUUGCCUCAUUAACAUACAUGGUCCAGAUUGUUGAAAAAUGUAUACACUUGUCAUUUGUGAAUGAUGGUCAUAUCCAUCAGUCAGGUGAUGCUUGGAACAGUGUGUUGGCUGCUGUACAGAUACCAGAGUUAAAUGUUACAGAAUUUUUCCAGACAUGCCUACAGGAAUCUUCCUACCUUCUCUUGUACUGUUAUGUUAUACAGAAGAUACCCUGUGUCAGUCCCUGACAGAGGAACAAGGGGUGAUUGAACUGAUACUUGACUGGAUAGAACGUGCUAAACCAUGCGUUGAUAACGAGAGUAAGUUGUUGCUAUGGUGGCAUAAAGCUCUAGAGCUUAUAUUACGCCAGAUAGAUUAUGGGCGGGAUCCUGCUACCUGCGUUACCCUUCUUCAGAAACUUAUCCACAAGAUUCAAGGUUUUGGUGAAGACAGGGCAUCUGUGGGCCUGUUAGGGGCUAUUGGUUUAGGAAAGAAAUCUAUAUUGUCAG
Messenger RNA from Ruditapes philippinarum (Manila clam), 3314 nucleotides. Its product is annotated as ectopic P granules protein 5 homolog. Gene Ontology annotation, cellular component: cytoplasm. Gene Ontology annotation, biological process: autophagosome maturation. Lineage: Eukaryota; Metazoa; Mollusca; Bivalvia; Venerida; Veneridae. The record is from RefSeq and is a predicted model, not a curated record.